AAAGGGGCGGAGGAGGAAGAGGGAUUGGAAACGCCGAAAUUUGGCAAUCGGCAUUAGAGUCGUCGAGGUAUAUCUCGCUCAGUACAUGUGCAUUAACUGUUCGUUGUAAGGUAUUCAUAUCCGUUACACCUAGGCCAACGACGCUGUGACGCGAGAGUUUCGAAACGUUUUAAAACAACAGAGGAAGAGAAGUAAAGAAGGAUAGUAAAGAAAUAAAGAGAACUAAGCGAAGUAAUUGAGCAGAGAUAAGAAAAAAAGGAACGCCAAGCCGCGAACGGCAAAAAGGAAAGGAACGAGGAGAAUAAUAAAAGCGAAACGAAACGAGUACGAGAGUAAAAAAAUAAUCACAACAAUUCAUAAACACAGUGGAAAACAAAAUACGGAAAAAAGAAUAUCAUGAGUGAAAUAAAACCUGAAGAUCUUCAAGAGUUGCUUAGCCAUUUUGCUAAAAAUACUUAUCGUGCCAAGGAUGCUGACAGUACGAGCCAGGCAAUAAUGCAGCGAUGCCUGCUAAUUUCCGACAUCGAUUACUCACACUCUGUGAUAAGCAAUAACGGUGGUGAGCUCAGCGCUCAUUAUCCUAGUCAACUGAUCGUUUUUGAUUAUGAAAAAACCAGAGGACCUCAUUCCGAUACACCGCCGCCACCGCCGCCGCCGAGGACGACAGACACAAUAUAUGAAAGCAUGUACGAUGUCAAUAAACUCAGGGAUCUUAUGAAAAAUGCAAGAUUCGCAAGAUGCAGGGCCAGGUUUCCCCUGCCGGUCAUACUCUAUAAAGGGAAACAUAUCUGUCGGUCCGCCACACUGUCUGGCGGACCUGAAAUUUACGGCAGGUCUGGUCUCGACUAUUUCUUUUCGGGUAACGACGGUGCCAUCUCACUUCCUCCUGAAGAUGAAGUCGACGAAGCUACUGGCGGAGAAUUUGCUUCUGGAGAUUGGCAGCUGUUUGAUAGAGUCAGAAGCCAAGAUAUAAAACUGCUCAAAACCCUCAACGUUGGGACUAUCGUCGACUUUAUGGUAGAAAAGAAGAAGGUGAAAUUUGGCAUGAAUGUCACGUCUUCGGAAAAAGUCGACAAGGAGAAAAGGUACUCAGACUUUACCAUUAUCUCACUGCCAUAUCCUGGGUGCGAAUUCUUCAAGGAAUACAGAGACAACGACUAUAUUGCAAAAGGCCUUGUAUUCGACUGGAGCCAAGCUCAUGUUGACGCAACCAUUGGCGUCCCAGAAGAUCCAGUCUCCACUCAGCUCAGGGUAAAUUGGGACCAGUACAAAAUCUGGGACCUAGUCAAGCUAACGCAGAACUACAUGAAGCUCGUUUUACGUUAUUUAACCGACAGUGGAAACGGUUUAUUAAUCCACUGCAUUUCUGGGUGGGAUCGAACUCCAUUGUUCGUUUCGCUGCUGAGGCUAAGCUUAUGGGCAGACGGAGUGAUCCACCAAUCUCUGGACGCACAUCAAAUACUCUAUUUCACCAUAGCGUACGACUGGAUGUUGUUCGGCCACAACUUAGAGGACCGGCUUAGCAAAGGAGAGGAAAUAUUCUUCUUUUGUUUUUAUUUCUUGAAACACAUAGCGGACGAGGAAUAUAGCGUAUUGAGCCCACGCUGCUCAAGGACUAAGCACCCGGUACUUAGAACCGACAGCGAUUGCCAACUGGACAAUGUCAUGUUUGAUAACGAAUCCGUAGUCACGCUUAGCUCGGUUAGCUCAAAUUUAAGCCUCAACAGUUGGUGCAGUUCCGUUAGUCAAAAUAGCCGCGAUAGUCAAGACAAUAAUCCACCUGCCAUCUUCACAGUUUCCUCUGCCAGCGAUAGCAACGAAGAAUGUCAAAGCAAUGGAAACGUGGUUCCGUGGACCUUUUACACUUCCCAAAAUCGGGAGAGUGGCGCAUUGGGGCCGCGUUCGCCUUUGCCGCAGACUCGAACAUCUCCCGUCGCCGUACCUGUUCCAGGAAGGUUUCGACAGAGAAACGAAUCCUCGUCUUCGGUCAGCGGAGGCUCUUGGCAAAUAAUAUCAGGUACCGGAAGCCUCCGAGGUUCGACAACGGCCAAUUCUUCCAGCGGCGAAGUCGUCGGUGCUUCCUGUUCAACAGUCUGUAGACCAAUGUGUGAGGUUUGUCCGGGACAAGUAUCGCAAGAUUCUAGUACCACCAUUAUGGAAGAUGAAUGCCUGUCCCAGACCACUUCUGAACACCUUAAGCAAAGACGGAAAGAAAGACUUCAGAGCGUAAGAACGUUAUUUUACAACGCCUACUGUUCGACGAUCGGCUUCAAGUUCAAAGACGGUUCGGACUCUGCGCUGGGUAAUCUGUUCGGUAAUUUUGCCGAGAAGGUUGGAAUCCUUUCAGUGCAGCGUACAUCGUUGUGACCUAAGCCGUUGAUCAUCGUAACAUCUUAGCUUCUUCCCCUCAUCAUCCUAAUCACAAAUAAUUAAUUUAUCGUUAUUGAUUCUUUGAUUCAACUGAGAAAAUUUUAUUAAUAUUAUUAUUAUUCGCCUAACGAAAAAGAGAGACAUACACACAUAUUAAUAACUCACCGUUGUUGCUGACGUGUAUAUCAUGAUCAUGUAUCACGAUUGAAACGUGUCGUGUUCGGCUCACGUAUACGUCGUAAUAAAACUUGUUAUUUUUGUAUAUAAUAUAUCGUACGUUAUCCUUUUUAUAAUAAUCGAAGUCUUUGAAUCGUUCUCGCGCCUAUUAAUUAACACAUAUAUUAAAUAACGUUUACAAUAUUAUACGUACGUACUUGUAUUUAUUAUUAUAGAAUUUAAAAAUACGAUUAGUAUCGUUGAUCACAAAAAGAAAAUUCGGGAUCGAGUCAUCGGCUCGCUGUAUAAUCAGUGAAUAUUACUACAAUUUUUCAUGUUAUUUAAAUCAUUUUCACUUUAUGAGGUAUCCGAAAUUCGAAGAAUAUUCUUCGAGUUAAGAAACCCCAGAUCCACUUACUUAGCUAGCUAGCUGAUAAUGAGAAUAAAAAAGUGAAUUCUAAGCUGGAGAUUGAAAACGUCAUAGACCAAGUGAACCGCAGGCCUAUUGAUGACAAACACCUAAAAAUCUAUUUCUACUGCAUGAGAGGACACAUAAUCGCAAUAUUACAUAGGAAUGAAAUCGUGAUUGUAAAAUAAAAAGUAAUGAUAAUUGAUAAUUGGCUUGUAAGAUAUUAUACCAAAUUGUACAAAAUUUGUAAAUGGAAUCAUCGUUUCUUCCGUUGUUAAAAAUUGUAGGCACUAAGCCUUGUACUAAACUACGUGAGUUAGAAAAAACAUUUAUCUACUUAACACGAAUUACCUAUUCCAUAUUGAAAAGUUUACGAUAAAAAUCGAGCAACAUAAACAAUGGUUCAGCAUGUAACUGUUGUAAAGAUAAAAAAAAAUUAACACAAAAAAAACUGGAAAAAAACUUUUUAACUUAAGUUCUGAUUUCAAAUAAGAUCGAAGAUUUUUAAUUUAUUACUUGUGUACAGUGUAAUGUGAAAAAAAAAACUUUUUUUAUAUAUUUUGAUCAGAUCUGA
Diprion similis is the source of this 3509-nucleotide messenger RNA. It is a transcript of the gene EDTP, whose product is annotated as myotubularin-related protein 14. The transcript is spliced from 6 exons. Bases 397 to 2367 code for a protein of 656 amino acids. Gene Ontology annotation, molecular function: phosphatidylinositol-3-phosphate phosphatase activity. The record is from RefSeq and is a predicted model, not a curated record. NCBI's taxonomy places the organism in Eukaryota, Metazoa, Arthropoda, Insecta, Hymenoptera, Diprionidae. Gene Ontology annotation, biological process: dephosphorylation.